CUUCGCUUGUCUGGAGAGCAGCGGCUGAGGGCGCCCACGAGCUCCCUUUCGGGCCACAUUAUCGCAAGAGCUCUCGCAACGUGAGGACGAGGAACUGGAAGCCGCGCCAGAAGCAGAGAUUUCUUGGCGCUUAUGGAUUAUUGAGAAGUGGAGGCCGAAAGACGGAUGAAAUAUUCAUGAGGACUUUUGCGGGGGAAUGGAGCGAAGAUUGGGACAGUGCAGAGAUUCCCUGCAGUGAUUCCUGAGGAGGAAGCCCAGCGCGCUUCCUUGCCGCUGGAGGAUUCUUGUGUGGCGUGUGCGUGCGUGCGUGCGCCUUUGGAGAGCAGCCCCGCUGCAGCAGUUGUUGGCCGCUGUACUGAUAGGAAGAUGCCAGCGACUUGCUGACGGACACCCGGGAUCCGCAACCCGACCGCCCGCCCACCUUCCUACCCCCACCUCCCGGACGGACGCAGUGAGCCCCGCCAUCCCCUCCGUCACUAAUAUGCCAUGUUUUUUUGUGCAGAAGCCGACAGCUGCCGGGUACCACCGACUUCCCUCUAGCGCCGCCGCAUGCUUGUCAGCUGCCGCUGCCGCCACUGCCGCUCCUCUACCCGCGCCGCGCGGCACACGACGACGCCAUUUGAAGAGGAGCGCUCGGGGGCUCUUGACGCCGCGGCUGGAGCGCGGCAGCGACCGCUCCACCUCCUCCUCCACCUUCUCCGCUGCUGAGCACCACCGGCCCGAGGCUGAGCUAGUUCUCUUGCAACCGCACGGGGAAUACGCGGAAGCGGGCGAGAAACCGGGCGACGGCCCGGGCUUGCUUCUUCUCUUCAUUUCUAUGGUGCGGAUUGGAGGAGCCAAGCGCAGCAGAACUGAGCCCAACAGCUGGCCCUUUCCGCUGGCAUGCAAACAGGGGGGCGGGCCGGCCCCCAUGCGGUGGCAGAAAUUUAGGCUGCCGCAUCCGGUGCGCCUCUCGUCUCCCACCUCCUGUUCGCCUUCCUACUCCUACUCCUCCCCCUUCUCGGCCAAAUCCAUGCGGUUUAUUUGGAGCAACAUUUUCAGCAAAGGAUCGCAUAUGCUGCAGUGUCUUUGUGGCAGGAGCCUCAAGAAAACCAAGAACCCAACUGAACCGCAGCUGAAGGGCAUAGUGACCAGGCUGUUCUGCAGGCAAGGCUUCUAUCUCCAGAUGGGCCAGGAUGGAAGUCUGGAUGGGACCAAAGACGACAGCACUAACUCCUCUCUGUUCAACUUAAUUCCAGUGGGACUUAGAGUUGUGGCUAUCCAAUCAGUAAAGACUGGUCUCUACAUCGCUAUGAACGGAGAGGGUCACCUCUACUCCUCGGAAAUGUUCACCCCUGAGUGCAAAUUUAAGGAGUCUGUGUUCGAGAACUACUAUGUGAUCUACAGCUCCAUGCUGUACAGGCAGAAGGAGUCUGGCCGGGCCUGGUUCUUGGGCCUCAACAAGGAAGGCCAGGCUAUGAAGGGCAACAGAGUCAAGAAGACGAAACCAGCCGCACAUUUCCUGCCUAAACCUAUAGAAGUUGCAAUGUACCGAGAGCCUUCACUGCACGAUGUAGGGGAGGCGGCGCCUAAGAUCGCCGGGGGCCCACCUUCCAAAAGCACAACCAGCGAGCCGGUGGUCAUGAACGGCGGAAAGCCCGUCAGCAAACCUGACAAGGAGGAGACAUAGCGCACCCCUCCCCACCCCCUUUUCCCCUUUCCAUCCACAAGCAACCAGAGGCCAGGAAAAGUCUGAGAUUCUGCCGCAAAUGUGACACAAAAGGACUCAAAAGAUGAGACUGGUCUACAGUGUGUGCACAGCAGGCACCCCACUGCUCACAAUAUAAGACAGAGCUGAUGUUGUAGACUGCCUAGUGCCAAAAAGGAAGAUGACGACGUGGCAGCAGUGCGACCGCCCCAUGAUGGAAAGGUUAUUCCAAAAAUGAAACAAAGAUACAAAUGUGUAUUCGCCACUGGUGUUUUCCCGUGACAGUCUGUUACUAAGGACUCCUUGUCCUCCGAUUGUGUGUGGUUGCCGGAUAUGCUUGCCUCAGACACAUACACACACAAUCGCCACAAUAUAGAUUUGAAAAAGUGCGAGAGAUGCAGCCGAUCUGGCACAUAACGUUCUGUAUCUUACCUCACCAGGUAGGCUUUUAUUUGACAGAUACAGUGCACGUUUCCUUCUUGGUUUAGGGACACAAAAUGCUGGUAAAAACCGAGAGGCACCGUUGUGCCCACACACAACACACUUCAGUUGCUACCUCCCUGCCAAACACCAAAAGAUUGCUACCACCUAUAUCCCAUUUAGCCAUUCAAGAAUUCUGGCAAGAACCGAAGCGAUUACACAAACGAAGGUGAAGCUACGGGCAGCAUUAUUGUUUACAUGAAAUAGCAGAGGACAUGUAGAAUGUAGCUGAAGGGGAAAGUGCAUCACUAUACUCGAACACUCGUAGAGAAAAGUCUUUCGCUAUCCUUACAGUCUAAUGAUGGCGUACAAUGGCCUAAUCAUUUGAUGCAUGAUUUACUGUUUGGACUCUCCAAAAAGGUACAAACAGCAUGACAUCCAAGAAAAAUAGUAGCCUUGUGUACUGCACACAUUGAUUGUACUUUGAGGGACAGAAAUGAACUACCAUUUCUGACAGUGUAUCAUAACCUGCUGCCUUGCAAAUAACUUAAAGGUAGCAGUUUAAAAGAGAACAGGGUAACUUGUGUUAAAGCCACAAUAUGUUGAUGAUGUGUAACAUGAAGGUAUUGUAGUGAUUUUUCUUUAAUAAAAAAAAAAAAUGGUGGUUUAAACAGACGGUUAGACCAUAUAUAGCGCAGAAACUAUUGCCUCAAUCAAAAUGUUCCUCAAUCAACAUGGAUGAUGAAAGCAAACCAAAUAGAUUAUUCACUGUGACCAUCAACAUGGCUCCAAUCUUUUCAAGUCUUGAAGCCUUGCUAGUUGUGUAUAUUAUCCCUUGAAAGUGAAGAAUACUGUGCUCCUACUCGUUUAUAUGAGUGGAAGAGCCGGGUUAUCUGCUUCGGCUCAGAGUGAUAUUAAAUCUUUGGUUGCCAUUGAUGGGCGAUAGAGUGACUGUACUGAUAGAGAGCCUGGCAGCAAAUGAUCACUGCCAACCCUGCCACUUCAAAUGGAUCGGACAUCUGUUGCUGUAAAAGGCACGGAACGAAUAGGCAGAAGUGGGCACACCAGUUCCCACCAAAAAACAUAAGAUAGAUGACUACCGGAAGUCAAUCAUUUUGGUUUGAAAUGGCCACAUACCGGAUUUUUCGGACUAUAAAUCACACCGGAGUAUAAGUCGCAUUUUGGGGGGAAAUUUACUUGAUAAAAUCCAACACAGAACAGAUAUGUCAUCUUAAAAGGCAAUUUAAAAUAAAAUACAAUAGAGAACAACAUGCUGAAUAAGUGUACAGUAUGAUAAUGUUACAUGAUGCAUGAACAACAAAAUAAGAACGUGGCCAGUAUGUUAACGUAACGUAGCUAUUAAGAGUUAUUCAGAUAACUAUAGCAUAAAGAACAUGCUAACAAGUUUACCAAACCAUCAGUGUCACUCCAAAACACAAAAAUAACAUGUGAAAUGAUGUAAUAAUGUAUUAAUAAUUUCAAAAAUAAGUCGCUCCAGAGUAUAAGUCGCACCCCCAGCCAAACUACUUAAAAAAAAAAAAAAAUGCGACUUAUAGUCCGAAAAAUACGGUGUAUGGCAAAUUUCAGAGCUUGCAUAUGGCAGAUUAACAAGGGACAAUAUAGUUUAUUAUAAAAAAAAAAAAAAAAAAAAAGAAUUAAGACCCUGAUUUAACUUAAAAUUUCACAUCAAUGGCAUUUUCUAAUUUUUACAGUAAACUCAAAGAAGUUAACACUGAACUCAACAUUUCUAGUGAAACUGACUUCAAUUUAAGGAGUUUGAAGUUGAGUUCAGAGCAUUAACUUGUUUAAUUGCGAUUUCCAUAAAAACCUGAAAAAGACAAAACUUCAAGUUCAACUCAACAUUCUAAGUAAAUUACACUUCAAACUAUGUUCUUAAACUGAAGUCCUUUUUCUAAAAUGUUGACUUCAAAACAUUUUGUUUUGAGUUUUCUGUAAAAAGUUGAAAAAGCCAGUGGAAAUUGGUUGAUUUCAAAUUUCAAGUACACCAAACGUUUUUUUUUUCCAGUGAAGUCCAGGACAUAUCUGAGAACAGUAACACAACAGUCAAUUCUGCUGCUGGAAAGACGGAAGGUUACUAUAAGAUUGCGUCAAAGAUUUGCUUUCAGCCCCUUUUUGAUUUCUAUGAUGAACAGACAAUCUCUGUGGACUAUAGUGAUAUUGUGAUCUGAUGUGAAAAGGGGGCAAGAGGAAGCGAACCCAGAGGAUAGAAAGUAUGCACUAAAGAGAGAUGAGGAAUGAAGGUCAGUCAUAGCAAGGCAAGCGCAAGAACAUAAAGGAGCCUGGUGGAGUAGUGGAACAAGGGAACCUGUUGGAGUUUGAAUACAGAGAAUGAAACCGGGGUGAAAAAGAGAAUUAGCUAGUAAGAGGGCUACAAACGAUUGUGCUCCAUUGCCUAAUCCGUCCCACUGAGCAUUUACAUCACCAAGAGACACUUUACCGUCAAGCUGCUAGCAAGAAUUGAACAUAGCCUCACUUUGCUUCACUCUCGCAUCCUCGACGACAGCAAAGACCCACACUAUCGUGCAUGAUGAUGCUGACUUGCACUGUACUCUAAGCAAGACUACGUUAGCCAAGGCCGCUACAUUAGUGGCAUGGCUUAUUCAUGUUGGAAAGUUGCAAAAAAAUAAAUAUUACUGCUUUCAUACACUACCAGUAAAAAAUAAAUUGGAAAAAAAAAAAAGAGAGCUGUUCAACUUUCCUGACGAUCUGGUGAAAACUCAGUGUUCUCUACUUUUUUUUUUUUUUUUUAAUGUAUUAAUUUUUGCGACCUGAAGUUAAUAGGUCGCAAGUUAGCAAUUUUAAGUUAGCAAUUUCUGAUAUAGCCUGUUCUUGUUGCGCUUUGGCAACUUUCAUUAAAGUACAAAACCAUAACAUUAGAGGUAUAAAAUGCUAGUGAUUUUUAAAAUGCUCAUUUUUAUAGUUAUCCACUUCCAGGUCAUAUAGGUUUUUUUUAUUAUAUAUUUUAAAACCUCAAAGUUUUAACAUCCACCCUCCCCCCCUAAAAUGUAUUAAUUGAAGUCUAUUACAAUUAUUUUGUUUAGUCAGAAAUUGUUGAAAAUUAAACAAUUUUGUAUAAGAAUGUGACCCUUUAGCACUAAAGUUAGCUCACCCCAGCAUUAUGCGCUCAGAUUCCACGAGUGAAUGAGCACUCUGUAAAGAUAGCCACAAAGAAAGAAACAAUGCCAUGUGACUCAUCGGACCAGCUUUAUCUUCUGCCACUUGACUGUGGCAGAAACACAUGACCGGAUGUCGCUGUUAGACCUAAUUUUUAGUACAGCACAUUUUUUUCAAUUGUUUGCGCUCUGCACCUGCGAUGACAAAUUCACUCGCGUGCUUCGUAUUCUUAAAAAAAAAAAAAAAAAACAUCUUGAAAUGUGUCACGUGUAUUUCUGCUGUCGUCUCAAUGGGAAGUUGUUGUAGAUUGUCUGAUCUGAUGCCAUUUGGCUUAUAUAGUGGAACAAACUUAAGUCAAAACAAUUUGGUUGUAAUACUUUCAAUUGCACACCAUGUUUAGAUGAAUUAAUAAACUACCUGUAGCGGCUCAGCACUAAAUUGCAAUUAAGUGCACAUAAAAAAACAACACUUUUUUAACACAGUACAAAAGCAGCAGCAACAGCCUCAUCAUGAGGUGUGGAGACGCAGGUGUCAGAUUCCACAAAGGGCCGAGUGGGUCCUGGUUUUGUUUCAACUGAAAACUCGCUCACUUUGACCAAUGAGGUUUUUGCUGAAACAAAUCGCCCCUGACUGAAAUCAACUGAUUACACUUGUAAGAGAACAGAUUGGUGAACAGGUGACCUCUUCAGUCGUUGGAAGGAAAACCUGCACUCACUAGGCCCUUUGUGGAAUCGGUUUGAUAUAUGUGUGUUGUGAUAACAACACAAAAUGAUAUUUAGCAAAAAUGAUGGUGCUCACACUAAUUAUACAUCUUAUAUUGAACGUGAUUAUAGUUAGCGAAGGACUGAUUAUGGGUUAUCCAAGCUGGUUAUCCAGUAGCUUUGGGUCCAUGGAAAAUGUUAACCGUUUUCAAUAUUUGCCGACACGGUGUGUGCUCAACACACCAAUUAAAAAAUAAUGUCAAAACAUUAAAAAUCAUAUACAGUGGGGCAAAUAAGUAUUUAGUAAACCACUAAUUGUGCAAGUUCUCUAACUUGGAAAUAUUAGAGAGGCCUGUAAUCGU
Messenger RNA from Corythoichthys intestinalis (scribbled pipefish), 6305 nucleotides. RefSeq names its product fibroblast growth factor 14-like. Gene Ontology annotation, biological process: regulation of voltage-gated sodium channel activity. The coding region runs from base 482 to 1669 and encodes 395 amino acids. Gene Ontology annotation, cellular component: cytoplasm; nucleus. NCBI's taxonomy places the organism in Eukaryota, Metazoa, Chordata, Actinopteri, Syngnathiformes, Syngnathidae. The record is from RefSeq and is a predicted model, not a curated record. The transcript has 5 exons. Gene Ontology annotation, molecular function: growth factor activity; sodium channel regulator activity.